AUGAGCGAACAGCUAAGAUGGGACGGCCAGACCGUCGUGGUCACUGGCGCCGGAAAUGGACUGGGAAAGGCAUACGCUCUGUUCUAUGCCAGCAGAGGAGCUAACGUCGUGGUCAACGACCUCGGUGGCAGCUUCAAGGGUGAGGGUGGUGGCCAGACUGCUGCGCAAGCAGUGGUCGACGAGAUCACCAAGGCAGGCGGCAAGGCUGUAGCCAACUACGACGAUGUCCAGAACGGCGAGAACAUCAUCAAGACCGCCAUCGACAACUACGGACGAAUCGAUGUGCUCAUCAACAACGCCGGCAUUCUCCGAGAUGUGAGCUUCAAGAACAUGAAAGAUGACGACUGGGACUUGAUCAUGAAGGUGCACGUUAUCGGUGCUUACAAGUGCGCGAGAGCAGCAUGGCCACACUUUAGGAAGCAGAAGUACGGUCGCGUGAUAAGCACUGCAUCUGCGGCAGGCCUCUUUGGCAGCUUCGGACAGUGCAACUACUCGGCGGCCAAGCUGGCGCAAGUAGGCUUCACAGAGACUCUGGCAAAGGAGGGUGCCAAGUACAACAUCCUUUGUAACACGAUUGCACCAAUCGCGGCCUCGCGUCUGACUGCGACAGUCAUGCCAAAGGAGGUUCUGGACAUGCUCAAGCCCGAGUGGAUCGUGCCACUUGUCGCUGUCCUCACACACAAGUCGAACACCAAGGAGUCGGGCGGCAUCUUCGAGCUCGGCGGCGGUCACAUUGCAAAGUACCGAUGGGAGCGCUCCAGGGGUGCUCUGCUCAAGGCAGACAACUCUUUCACACCAGGUGCUCUGCUCGCGAAGUGGAGUGACAUUGAGGACUGGUCGAAGCCACAGCACCCAACAGGACCCAACGACUUCAUGGCACUUCUCGAGGACGCACAAAAGCUGCCAGCCAACCCGAAGGCCCAAGAGCUGGACUUCAAGGGCAAGGUCGCAGUCAUCACUGGUGGUGGUGCCGGUCUUGGUCGCCUCUACUCGCUGAACUUUGCCAAGUAUGGUGCAUCUGUCGUGGUCAACGAUCUCGCAGAUCCUGAGCCUGUUGUUCAGGAGAUCAAGAAGAUGGGUGGCCAGGCAGUGGGUGUACGAUGCAGCGCUGAGGACGGCGACAAGGUCGUAAAGGCAGCAAUCGAUGCUUUCGGCCGCAUCGACGUUCUCGUCAACAACGCAGGUAUCCUGCGCGACAAGUCUUUCCACAACAUGGAUGACAAGAUGUUCAACCAAGUGCUGGACGUCCAUCUCCGGGGCACAUACAAGGCCACCAAGGCUGCUUGGCCAUACUUCCUCAAGCAGAAGUACGGCCGUGUCAUCAACACGACCUCAACUUCUGGUAUCUACGGAAACUUCGGCCAGGCCAACUAUGCAGCGGCGAAGUGCGGUAUUCUCGGUUUCUCGCGUGCGCUGGCUCGUGAGGGCAAGAAGUACAACAUUUUCGUCAACACAAUCGCACCAAACGCCGGCACGAACAUGACCCGCUCCGUCAUGCCAGAGGAGAUGGUGCAAGCAUUCAAGCCAGAUUACGUUGUGCCUGUUGUGCUCAUCAUGGCAUCCGACAAGAUGCCAAGUGAGCCAACCGGUCGUUUGUUCGAGAGCGGAUCUGGAUGGGUUGGCGAGACCAGGUGGCAGCGGACACCAGGUGCUCAGUUCCCUGUCGAUGAGCAGCUGACCCCAGAAGCUGUCGUGGCAGCGUGGGACAAGAUCUCAAACUUCGACGUAGCCGGCACCGACAAUCCACAUGAUGUCCCAUUUGCAAACAACAAGAUCAUGGGUAACUUUGAGAACAGGAAGAACAAGGGCAGCUCAGACGACGGCGACAACGAAGAUUGGAACGCAAAGAUCGCAGAAGCAAAGAAAGCCAAGGCAGAAGGCACAGACUUCUCCUACGAUGAGCGCGAUGUAAUCCUCUACAACCUAGGCAUCGGCGCCAAACGCACCGACCUCGACUACGUCUUCGAAGGCGCCGACAACUUCCAAGCCCUCCCCACCUUCGGCGUCAUCCCCCCCUUCAACGUCGAAACCCCCUACUCCCUCUCCGACAUCGUCCCCAACUUCUCGCCCAACAUGGUCCUGCACGGCGAGCAAUACCUCGAGAUCCGCUCCUUCCCGAUCCCAACCGAGGCAGACCUCAUCUGCCACCCCACGCUCGUCGAGGUCCAAGAUAAAGGCAAGAGCGCCGUGGUCGUGCAGGGCAGUAUUACCAAGGACAAGAAGAGCGGGAAGGAGAUUUUCUAUAAUGAGAGUACGGCUUUCUUGAGAGGGUCGGGAGGUUUCGGUGGGCAGAAGCAGGGGGGUGAUAGAGGUGCUGCGAGUAAAGUCCACACUCCACCUAAGCGCAACCCAGACGCUGUGGUAGAAGAGAAGACCAGUGAAGACCUCGCAGCGAUCUAUCGUCUCUCCGGUGACAGGAAUCCGCUACACGUUGACCCUGAUUUCGCCAAAGUUGGAGGCUUUGAUGUGCCAAUUCUCCACGGCCUCUGCUCGUUUGGAAUUGCGGGUAAGGCGGUGCUGAAGACGUUUGGGGAGUUUAAGAACAUCAAGGUCCGGUUUGCGGGCAUUGUGCUGCCGGGUCAGACGCUUGUGACGGAGAUGUGGAGGGAGGGAAAUCUUGUCGUGUUUCAGACGAAGGUUAAGGAGACGGGUAAGUUGGCGAUUGCGGGUGCUGGUGCUGAGGUGAGGGAGGGUGGGAAGCCGAAGUUGUAG
Molecule: messenger RNA, 2712 nt
Organism: Fulvia fulva
Lineage: Eukaryota; Fungi; Ascomycota; Dothideomycetes; Mycosphaerellales; Mycosphaerellaceae
Product: Peroxisomal hydratase-dehydrogenase-epimerase
Exons: 4
Coding region: 1-2712 (903 amino acids)
Source: RefSeq, a predicted model, not a curated record